Molecule: messenger RNA, 657 nt
Organism: Ilex paraguariensis (yerba mate)
Lineage: Eukaryota; Viridiplantae; Streptophyta; Magnoliopsida; Aquifoliales; Aquifoliaceae
Source: the annotation of a GenBank genome assembly
AUGGCUGCCCCCCAUAUAUCAGGGAUAGCUGCUCUCAUAAAGCAGAAGCACCCUCACUGGAGCCCCGCUGCCAUCAAAUCAGCUUUAAUGACAACCUCUACUACAAUUGACAGAGCAGAGAGACCUCUUCAAGCCCAACAAUAUUCUGGAUCCGGAACUAUGAGUCUGGUCACAGCGACACCUUUUGAUUAUGGAAGUGGCCAUGUCAAUCCCAAGGCGGCUCUUGAUCCUGGACUCAUUUUUGAUGCAGGAUAUGAAGACUACUUGGGGUUCUUGUGCACCAUACCUGGGAUAGAUGCUCAUGAGAUAAAGAACUACACCAAUGCACCCUGCAACUACACUCUUGGCCACCCUUCAAAUCUCAACACGCCGUCGGUCACAAUUUCUCAUCUUGUCGGAACUCAGACAGUCACACGCACCGUCACAAAUGUUGCCGAGGAAGAAACUUAUGUGAUCACGGCAAGGAUGGCACCAGAAGUGGCCAUAGAAACCAGCCCUCCAGCAAUGACUCUGAGACCUGGUGGAUCACGGAAGUUUACCAUAACACUCACUGUUCGAUCAGUACGAGGGACAUACAGUUUUGGGGAGGUUUUAAUGAAAGGAAGCAGAGGGCACAAGGUCAGGAUUCCAGUUGUAGCCAUGGGUUAUGACCGGUAA